Molecule: messenger RNA, 4660 nt
Organism: Xyrichtys novacula (pearly razorfish)
Lineage: Eukaryota; Metazoa; Chordata; Actinopteri; Labriformes; Labridae
Source: the annotation of a GenBank genome assembly
AACUUACCACGUGACGGAACCCGGAAGUGAAGCAGAGUCAGCAGCAGAGAGGUUGUAAGUUUUGAAUUAGUAACGGUGCGACCGGGCUGAUGAGAUUUAACCGACAGUGAAGUAGAUAUUUCCAUAAAUUGAAAUUUCCGGCGACAGAAUGAGCCAGAAAUGUGUCGCAAAAUUACGAACUGCAACGAGAGAGAAACUCGGAAAAUUUAAUUCUCUGCGCGGUGAGUUAAGGAUUCUCUGCAUCUGUGUGAAGUUACAGUCUUCAACAAUACAUGACAUGAGCUCUGUCGCUUUGUGUAUGUUUGCAGGUCGAGAGGUCCAGCCCGGGGAGUUUUGGGAUGUGGUGGUUGUGACCGCCGUAGAUGAGAGUCAGAGAGAGGCUUAUGAGGUCCAGAUCUCAGAGAAAGUGACCAGAAAAGAGCUCCCCCUCGGUGUCCACUACAAGGUUCUCUCUGAUCCACCUGGACCUAAAAUAGGUGAGAACUUUACAUUUCCCUUUGUUUGUUGAGGUGGAGAUAAAGAAAAUUCACCAUUAAUAUCAUUAUUAAUAUUAUCAGUAUCUAUAACCUUUUGUGUUGAAGGUAAUGGGGGCUCCACUCUGUACGCCCUCCAGCAGCUGAAUGAUGUGUUUGGAAAAGCUUGGAGCUCACUAAGAGUCAUCCUGAUCCAUGCAGGUAGAAUUUGGUUGCUUUUUAAGGCAAUUAAAACAUUUCCAUUGCCCUUUAUUGCCUUUUGUAUCAUAUUUGAUACAUACUUUUAUGAUACUUCUAUCAAAUCAAUAUGAUCAACAAAUUACUAAAAAAACACCUGAAUACAGUCUGAUAAAUGAUAAAAAUGUCCUCUUGUGGUUCAUUAGUUACCAAAAACAUCUAAUAUAUCAAACAAGAUAAAUAAAUAUAUUUGUUACAUUUUAAGGACAUUUUGAUUUUUUUUUUGUUGUUGUUGUUGUUUUUUAGUAGUAAGUGAAAUAAACAUUUCAGCUCCAAAAAUUUGAAUUUUCUGGCCAUAAUUUGUGGUUUCAAGCAUUAAUAAAAAUAAUAUAAUAACUUUAUUUGUAUAGCACUUAAAAAAAACAGAUCUUUACAAAGUGCUUUGACACAUAUUCGUAGAGCACAUGGAAAAAGACAAAUAAAAACAAAAAUCUCAGUAAAAACGGAAUUGAAGGCCAUUUUCAUGUCAUAUACAAGAACCACGCAACAUAAAAUGAGACCAUGAGGACCAAAAUAAGAACAUAAAACAGUAAAAAAUUAAAGGGUUAUUAAGUUACCUUGAGGACCUGUGUGGGGUUUACAUGAAAGCAAGACUGACUUUCCAUUUUUAAAAAGUCAAUUAAGGUUAAAACCUUUAAUACUUUUGUUGAAAGUAGACAUGCAGCGAUCCAUUUUUUUCCAAUCUGAUACCGAUACCUGGGCUGAGCAUACCGGCCGAUAUCCGAUACCGAUCCAAUACUACUGUUGAAUGAGUGAAGUGUAUACCUUGCCCUGGGACUGAAGGCAAACUUAAUUAAUAUUAUUUAUUAACAAAUAACAAAUCUGCACAUUAGCACACAGCAAAAAGAAGCAAGACUUCCAUGUAAACAUUUAGUACAAAAGGAUAGACAGACAUAGAAUAUAGAGCGAACAGAAUCACUGUGUUGCUGUGUAUGUUAUAAUUAAAGGAAAAAAAAGACUGGAUCGGCGUCAUUCAUCAGAUAUCCAAUCCAUUUAAUUUCUCAAUAUCAGAGCCGAUUUCUGAUCCAAGUAUCAGAUCAGUGCAUCCCUAGUUGAAAGUUUAUUUAUAACGUAUUUGCUGUAUGUAUAGUUCUCUAUUUAACAUAACUUUUUCUCACAGGUGGUUGGAGUCAGCGGUUGCCCAGUGCCAGCGCCCUGGGGAAGAUCUUCACUCCCCUACCGCUGGGUGACCCUCUCUACCAGAUGCUUGAGCUUAAGCUGGCCAUCUAUGUUGAAUUCCCUCCCCACAUGAAGCCUGGUGUGCUUGUGACCUGUGCAGAUGACAUUGAGCUCUACAGCACAGCAGAAGAUGAGAGUAUUACAUUUGACCAACCUGGCUUUACAGCUCUAGCCCACCCUUCCCCGCUCACCAUCGGCACUACACACGGAGUGUUUGUGUUACAUCCACAAGAAAAGUCCUCUAAUUGCUCUGAAAUGGAGAAUGCCUCAUGCCUACGUUUCCUGCACAAACCAAGCAUUGAGAAGAUGCAAGAGAGUGGAGCUGUUUGUAAAAGGCAGGGUGAUUGUUUCUCCCUUCCUGACACAGAGUUUGUCUAUACAGACAGCACAUAUUAUAUGAACUUUGAUACAGCGAAGUCUCUUCUCAAUCUAUUGAAGGAGCUUGGGCCUUUAGAGUGCGAGAUAGAUGCAUACGGGGACUUCCUUCAAGCUCUUGGCCCUGGAGCAACCAUUGAUUACACCAAAAACACUGCAAAUGUGAGCAAAACAGAGAGCAAUCUGGUGAAAACUCGACAAGAGAUCUUCUAUCAUUUAAAAGGGACUCCUCUGAAUGUCAUUCUCCUGAACAACUCUAAGUUUUACCACAUUGGAACCACAUCGGAGUACCUCUACCACCUCACAGAGGAUGCAGCUUUGAGAACAGAGCUGGGUCUGCUGACUUCUGCCUUUAGCGUGCAUAUGAAUGAAAACAGCUCCUCAGGGGUCUGCGUCAUGUACAGUGUCCUCCAUCCCAGCUGCUCUGUGGGAGCCAGGUCAGUGGUGGAGUACUCCAGACUGGGAGCAGGAGUCUCCAUUGGUAGGAGCUCUAUUGUCAGCAGCUGUCAGGUUGGCGCAGGCCUCUCAGUGCCUGAUGGAGUCUUUCUGCACUCACUGUGUGUGAAUUACAAUCAUCAAAUCAGGUAUGUGACUCUCAUCUUUGGGAUUAACGAUGACUUGAAGCACAGUGUGGAAUCUCCUGCACACAUGGAGGAGCUGAAGCUGUUUGGGUGCAGCCUGACAGAGUGUUUGCUCUGCUGGGGGCUGAAAAAUGAAGAAAUACGGUUUUCACGACCAUCCAGCUGUAGUCUGUGGAACGUCUGUUUAUUUCCUGUUUGCUCAGAUCUACAAAGCUCAUGUCGGAUGUCGGUGGAGAUGCUGCAGGCUGUUCAGAGCGGCUCCAAAUUCACAUUACCGAAAGACACGAAGUUGAUGUCAAUGCAGGAGGCCUUACAGUGUAAGAACCUGAAGGAAAUGCUGCAGUUCAGGAGGGGACUAUAUGAUGAUAUCACCCGAGGAAAAUCAAACAGUUGAAGGUGGUAUAUGCAAGAGGUCUCAUGUUUAUUAAAAAAAAAAAAAAACAAGACUACACAAUUGUGUUUUAAAUCGUUCGUAUAUUACACAAUCAUUUAGAUUUUUUUUUCAAAAGUAUAUUGUUUUGUCCCAAAGAUAAUGUCAGCACAGUCACAGGAUACAAAAAAUUAACAAGCAUGACAAGGUUUUACUACAUUUUCAGAGGAAGGAAUUAAAAAGAUUGAGUAUCUUGUACCUAAAUGAAACACUUUCAUUAAGAAUGACUGAUAGACCGUACUUUUAUUUCACUUUCAGGGAAGUGCAAAGAAAAGGAGCUGUAGCAUCAAAAAUGGGUAAUUAAAAAAUAUUUGAUUAGAAUAUGCUGUACUCAAUCACAAAUCAAUGUAGUAAAAAAUUGGACAAAAUAUAAAAAAGUAGAAAACAAACAAAUAAAAACUUCUGUAAACACACAAGACUUUCAGCUUUGUUUUUUAAAUUUUUUGCUUUAUUUUUUUUGCUUUAUUUUCAGUUAUACUAUUUAUUAAUGCAAAUCCUCAGAAAACAUUACAUGGUAGAACCCUUAUUCAGAGUGGUGCCCAGGUAUGACAAGCUAUAGAGCAGAUUUAAAGGGGAUAUUCCAGUGUAAGUUUAAGUCAUGGUCAAACACACAUUAACACAGAGUUAGACACCCCCUCAAGAGAUGAAUUUUGCCGACCGCUUGCUUCUUUAGUUCUACCAACUUUAGCAAUGACCGAAUGAUAAUAAUAUACAGUGGUUUAUGUCUCCACGUGCAAACUGCAGCCAAAAAGCCACUCUAUAGCCACAAAUAAUGCUCAGAACAGCACCUAACUUCACCAACAGUACAUAUAGGGUCCCAGCCAUAGUGCUAGCCAUCAUGGAAAUGUAAUCAAUUCCUUGAAGUAAUAAUCAUCAUAAUAAUCAUUUUGCUCUGCAGACACAGUAGUUCUCCUGCGUUAGCGUCUCAGUCUGAUUGCAUUUCCAUGAAGUAAUAACCAUAAAUGUUCUUCCUGGAGCUGUGAAACUCCACUGCACUCUGUGAUCGACUCAUCAGGGCUCCCCCACAAACAAGCGGCUGCUGGAAGAGAGUAGGUGAGUUGUGUUUGGUCUCUUUACCAAAGAUAUUAGGCAAGGUUAAAAAGAUGUUUGAUGGCUAGUACUACUUUAUACUACUUUUUACUUUAUAAAAACCUUAAAUAGGAAUGAUGAUCUUUCCUGACUCUGAAGUACGAGAGUGAACAAUUAAAUCUAAAAUCAACCAUAAGACGACUUACUGAACACUGACCAACACUGCUCUCAUGGUUUACACACAGGCUCACGCUGACUUUGAUUCAAGCCUGCUCACACAUGGAGGGAGAUCAGUUGUCGUAGUUGUCAGGCAUUCCACUCAAAGGUGUUUAUUUUUAGCCCACAGCCAUGAUCCC